UAGAGAUGUGUUAAAUGUUUAUAAAUCUUGCAAUGAGCUUCUUGAGUAGUUUAAUACAAAAAAAGCAACAUCUUCAGCCUUGUCAAACCACAGUAACUUCUCCAGAUGGCAGAGUUCACAAAGAGAUUAUUAAAGAUGGUAAAUUUGUGCACUUGCCACAGACAGAUUCAUUAGCACCUGGCUAUGUUGUUGAUACAAAUCCUGAUCUGAAGGUUGCUCUCGUAUUACCAGGUCUUUGCUGUGGCUCCCAGGAUGUUGUACAAGAUGUUAAUCUCCUUCAUAAUUACGGAAUAACACACAUAUUAAGUUUAGGUGUGAGAGCUGAACAGUUUGAUGGUUUUGAGUAUAAAUUUGUUGAAGCUCUGGAUCUACCUGACACAGACAUUGUAUCAUUUUUAGAGCCAAGCUUUGAGUUUUUAAAAAAAGUGAAAGACAGUAAUGGAUGUGUGUUUAUUCACUGCAAUGCUGGUAUAUCUAGAUCUGCUACUGUUGUAAUAGCUUACCUCAUUAAAGAAUGUGGUAUGACAUUUACAGAAGCAUUUGCAUACUUGAAGGAGAGAAGGGAAGCAAUUAGACCAAAUGAUGGGUUUAUCAAACAACUUAAACAGUACGAAAAUUCAUUAAAAACCACAAUUUAAUAGUAUCAACAUUGAUAUAUAAUAAUCUCCAGUGUAAAAACAAAUUUGGAAUGUGUGCAAAAAUAUAAAUAAUUAUAUAAUGUAUGUAUAUAUUAAGUACAUCAGUAUAAAUUAUCAGGUCCCCAGUGAAUUCAGUAUGAGCAAAUUCUUACAGUAUUAAAACCCCUUCAGAGUCUCCAAAUUAAAACAGCUUGUUAAAAAAGAAUUGAAAAGUUUAAAUAUUUUUUACAAAUAUACAUUUCAUAUACAUUUUCCAUUACGGUUUGUACAUUCUCGUUACAUUGGCUAAGCCACUAAGCUGUGGAAUGGUACACGAUGACUUCUGCACCUUAGUUCAUUCUCCAUUUAAGGAAAAACAUUCAUUAACACAUUUUGUUCAUUGGCAAUGAAUGCCAUAAAUCGACAUUGUGAUGUUGUAGUACUGUGACUUUUAUGAUUACAAUAUCCUGAGUCAUCAAUAUCUUAAUGGUACAGGGUGUUAUGUAUAAGAUCUAAGCCUGCUGGAUAAAAAUACUCUCAACUUCAUGAUAGAAAUCCAUUUAGAAGUUAAAACUGCUGUGAUUCAAAUAAUUCCUUUAGGUCACAUUCAACUGAGAUUACAUUACAGUGAUGAAGGUGCUGCUUGUGAUGCAUAAAUUUAUUUGGACUGAUUAGUUUUGAAGAAAGCAGAGCAUCCUUGUUCUUGAAUAACAGCAACAUAUUUUAAGUAAGCAGGGUUAUUUUAUGAACUCAGCAAGAGGUCUUAUGUUACUAAUACUCUACCAACAUAUGUAAAUGCCUAAAAAUAAAUGCUAUUAAUACUGAGCAUACACCAACAAGGAAUUUCCACUCCUUACAUAAACACAAGAAAACAAAAUUAGAUGCUGAACAUCACAGCAAACAAAAAUGAGGAAAGGCACUGCUUUCCUGUAGCUGAAUGGUGUAUGGCAUGUCCCCCCCCCCCCCCCCC
Molecule: messenger RNA, 1587 nt
Organism: Schistocerca cancellata (South American locust)
Lineage: Eukaryota; Metazoa; Arthropoda; Insecta; Orthoptera; Acrididae
Gene: Mkp
Product: dual specificity protein phosphatase 19
Exons: 1
Coding region: 15-638 (207 amino acids)
Biological process (GO): regulation of MAP kinase activity; protein dephosphorylation
Cellular component (GO): cytoplasm
Molecular function (GO): JUN kinase phosphatase activity
Source: RefSeq, a predicted model, not a curated record